Molecule: messenger RNA, 1062 nt
Organism: Juglans regia (Persian walnut)
Lineage: Eukaryota; Viridiplantae; Streptophyta; Magnoliopsida; Fagales; Juglandaceae
Product: protein SIEVE ELEMENT OCCLUSION B-like
Exons: 4
Coding region: 1-1062 (353 amino acids)
Biological process (GO): phloem development
Source: RefSeq, a predicted model, not a curated record
AUGUCGGCCAAAAAGAAGGACCUCAUGACCUUCAACUUCCGAACGAUGAAAUUUGAACCUUGUCAUGAUCGACAAAAAGCAGACGAUGCGAAGGCAUAUUAUUGGAAGAAGCUUUCAGAAGAACCUCAGGUUCAGGAGAUAGUGAAGGCUUUUAAUGCGCUGAGAUCCGCAAAAGAUAAUCUCCGGAAGCUUAUUGACGGUUCUACCAAAAAGGAGGUUGGCGCCGACGUGCUGAAAAAUAAGAAUAUUCUAUUAAUCAUUUCGGGCUUCUCUAACGACGAUAUCUUGAAGUUGAAGUCAAUCUAUGAAGGAGCAACGUCGAAGAAGGACAAUUAUAAAAUUGUAUGGAUCCCAAUGGUGGAGCAGAUCAGCGCCUGGACCGUUGACGUGUGGAAUAUGCUAAUAACUGAGAAACCGUGGUACGUAUUGCCGUGCUCUUCAUCACUAGCUGCAUCAGGCAGCCAAUUCAUGAUCAUGAGUAAGGAGUGGCAGUUCAAGAAUGAGUUUAUCAUGAUGGUGAUGGACAUAAAAGGUAAGGAUAAAGUCACAAAUGCAUUCCGCCUGAUUACAACGCCAACGACUGAAAUGAAUGCCUCAGCUUCCACUAAUCCAGAUGAAAAGGCGCAAAAACCUAGAAAGCAUAAGGAGAAAAGUAGUGUAAUUGUGUCUUCUGGAGGACCAGAAGAACCGAAGAAAAGAAAUUACGAAUUCUACUAUAGAGGCACGAACGAUGAAUGGAACGAUACAUUUUUUGAGAAAGCAAAUAAAGUGGGUCAAGAUGUGCUCAUAAUCCAGCUAGGCAUUUCUGUAAAGUCGUUCAGGGUUUCAUCGGAGAUGGAAAUAAAAGAGGCUAAACAACGUUUAAAGGCCGUAAAUGAUCCAAUAUUUUCGAAUGAUAUGAGCGUUUCAUUUGUUGUGCUGAGAGAGGAAGAUAAAGUGUUGCUGUCUGGUCCUGGGGAUAAAAUACUGGAAGUCUUGGAGCGUUUUGGCGAGCAAUGGAAGAAGGAAGUUGAAAAAAAGGGCUUUGCAAGAAGUUUCUUGGAGAGCUACGAGAAUAUUUGA